GCAACCCGUUGGUAGGAGUUAGUCUGUUGUGAGCUUUUGAACGGUGCGGAUCAUCUCUUCGAACAUAGGGAGAUCUUCUGGACUCGGUGUGUUGCAUUUGUAGCCCAGACGCGGGGUGAUUUCCAACGGGACUUGAAGGCCCCACCAGGAGCUGGCCUUGAUCUUUUCGGUGUGUGCCAACGUAGAAAACUAGUGCCUGUACGAUUGGUUCGUAGAAGGAAAAGUGACAAAUUUGUGAGGGUCCCUGAGGCGGCCGACGUGAAAAGUGAAAUUUUGAAUUCCGGAUAAAGAAUGUGAAUUGUCGCAGUAAUUCUUUGGGAACGUGAAAGCUGGAAAGUGAUAGUGGCAGUGUGUUGAAACGAGUGUGGUUUGGCUUCAGUGCUGCUGCAACGAAGAACCAGGUUGACCAGUGAAGCACUAAUUGCGGGAUUAACAAACGUUUCCCAGAAGAACUGGAGUAGGACGGACCAGUGGAGAACCGUUAAGAUGUUGUCGAGACGAGAGUUUAUCGUGGCAGCUGGAGCAAUUGCGAUAUGCUGUCUCAUUUCCAGCGUGGAUGCUCUUCAGGGGUACUACGGGACCAAGAUCGGCGAUCUUAGCCAGCUGCAGCACGGUGUGUCCGGAACGGUCUACGCGGUAGAUGCCCGGACAUUGUUCCUGAAAAACUUCAACUACGAUGGUGAAGGUCCGGCUGCCUACUUCUACGUCGGAAAUACACGGGCUCCGAGCAAUAAAGGUGCUCAUCGAUUGCGGGAUGAACGAGGACGCGCUGGUGUUCUGAGAAAGUAUCGCAACGAGGACAUCACGUUGUCACUUCCAGAGGGGAAAACUUUGCGCGAUAUUCGAUGGUUUUCGGUGUGGUGUGACGAUUUCAGCGUAAACUUCGGCGAUGUGGUCAUCCGGAACGAUUUGGAUUUUCCAAGACCGACCAAGAUUGGACAACUUGGUGGAAUACAUGACGUAAGUUCGGAUAGCAUUGUGAUUGUAGAUGCUCAAACACUGCUGAUUCCGAACUUCAACUAUGAUGGUGAGGCACCCGAUGCCAAGUUCUGGGUCGGUCGUGGACCGAAGCCCAGUCCCCAAGGUAUCCGUAUUCCGGAUGAGAACGGUAAGGAAACUCCACUGCGGCGUUACGAUAAAAAGACCAUCGUGCUGACCCUGCCGGGAGACCUGACCGUGUUCGAUAUUGGCCAUUUUGGCGUUUGGUGCGAGGCAUUCACCGUCGACUUUGGACACGUGCGCAUUCCGGAUCAGAUAAAUGUGCCACCGUCGCUGAAGAUGCUGGGCAUCAGCCCACAGUCAAAACUGAACUGCGAAGUACUUCUGGAUGACCUGGCCUUCGAGGUGCGGUGGGCCGUCGCCGGCGAGAGCAUCGUCAUUCAGCUGGUGGCCAAAUUGGAGGAUGGCGAGUACAUGUCGUUUGGUAUUUCUCCGGAUACCGCCAAGAGCAUCAUGGUUGGAGCCGACGCGGCUGUUGUGUGGGUUGACAAAGCUACCGGAAAGGGUUACGCCCAGGAUUACUACUUGGAUGCUAAAUCCCAGUGCUCUGGAUCACGAGGAAGUUGUCCCGAUACCCGAAUCAAUGAAAACAGUAAUUCCAUCCGUUUGUUGAAUGCUGCCAUGGUCAAUGGUUAUUCGAUCGUAACCUACCAGCGGCCACUGCGUGCCACGGAUCAUCUCGAUCUUCCGAUAUUUACCAACGGAUCACAGGCAAUCGUUUGGGCCAUCGGACCACUGAAUCAGCGGUAUGAGGUGUCCUACCAUUCACAGUUUCUGAAGAACAACCGGCUGGUCGACUUUGGUCGUCAACCAUACUGGAACUGUCCGACACCGGAAUCGGACCAGCAGAAAGUUCAGGAAAAUCCAUCGAAUCAGCAAAGUUCGGAACCCAAUCGGCGUGCUGAUGCCAUGCAACGACCCAAGGCACCGGCAACAGCUCGACCUCCCGCAAAACCGGGUGCUUGGGAUAUUCCACCGAUUCAAUGCGACGAACCGGACGACGGUGUCUUCUAUGCUCAGAUGGGGCCGACUGGUGGCAAGCAGGGAUAUUCAGCGAUUACGGGGCACGUUGGUUGGGGAGUUUCGUGGUACAUCAACGGACUGCUGAUUCCGGAAAUCAAUGUUGUGCGUGGUAAAACCUAUACAUUUGUGACGGAAGCUGGACAGGAUCCAGAGGUUCCGGCCAAGUACCAUCCGUUUUAUAUCACCGAUGAUCCUGUCGGUGGAUACCAUCAUCAGGAGGAGGAUGUCAGAAAGAACAUCACAAUCUUUGCCGGAGUUCAACAGGAUCGCAACGGACAACUGAUUCCGACCGGUGUAGGUCGUUUCUGUAAUUGGGUUCCAAAUCCGGAGGGGCCACCAGCCGAUUCGUAUCCAUCGUUCGGAGCAUACCAGCGAAGUCUUACGUUGAAGUGUGAUCCUGGAGAACCCGGAUUCAUCAGUUGGACACCAGAUGCCAACACUCCGGACACUGUGUACUAUCAAUGUUUCACUCAUCGAUACCUGGGGUGGCGCAUUAAUGUGCAUGAUUCGUGUGACAUUGGGGCAGCGAGUGAAAUCGACGAGGUGUAUGUCGAACCAAACGAUGAAGGAAUUAAUGCGGAACCUUCGAUUCGGCACGAAUCGAAACUACUCCCAUCGGACACCUUCCUUCAACAACACGAAAACUUUAUUCAGCAAAAUGAGAAAGAUCUUAUCAAGAAUCACAAGAUGAACACGGAACAACCGAAAGACGAUUCGAAACUGGAUUUGGAAAACGAUCCAGAAAUGACCAAAAUCAUUGAAGAAGGCAUUCGCGCGGCAGAAGAUCUCGAGGCAAAGUUGAAGAACAAUCAAACCUAUGGUAACUACAGCGCAAACAAUCCACCUCCAUUGCAAAGCGAGAUCGUUCACUCUGGUAAACCGAUUCUAUCCUCAUCCGGUAUACCGGUUUAUCUACGUCCUCCGAACAGUGGACCCAUGUUUCGUCCGGUGAAGUUACCAAUGCGUCGACCGAUAGCUGUGGAAAGACGUCCGAUCGCCGGGCGCCCGAAUCGUCCCUACAACAUCCCACAACCAUCCAUGAUCAUUAGCCAUUAUCAGAAACCGAUGAGUCCACUUAUGCGACCGUUCAUGGCAAAACCAAAACUACCGAUGAAAGCCAUUGCUCCAAUCCUGCUACUAGGAGAACCUACGGAAAUUAAACCAUUCCGGAAAGUUCCACCACCGCAACCCAUGGAAAUGAUGAUUAUUAAACCGACAAAAACUGUGCCCUACAUGGUUCCGGAAAUGUCUCCACACCUCAGCAUGGGGUUGAAAAUGGCAGAACAAAAUCCGAUCACACUUCCGGUUCGGUACACUAGGCGACCGAUCAUGAAAGAACCUCUGAACAUCAAACCAAUGUUCAAAGUACCCUACGAUAUCCAUGAAAACAAAACUCCGGUAGAUCCUCAGCCGAGUACGGGGUUUGAGCCCAGCUCGGUUGUGGUGGAGAGUGGUUUUAAACCAAUUUACCGUCGAACCGGCGAGAUAAACGCCGAGUUCGAUGACCAGAUGCGACACCACGGGAACACGAUUCAGCGUCGACAGGACUACGACAUCGACGAAGCCAUCGAAAGUGAUGCACUGAUGAUCGGAAGUGGGGAACCCCAGCGGCAAGCAUUUGAACCGAUGUUUAUUCCUUCGCCGUUGGACAGCAUGGCAAUGGCACAGAAGUCGAGCGAAGUAGGCGUUCUGAGAGAGUCGGAUGGAAAACACGAACAUUUGAGUGGAGAUUUGAAGCAAAUGAAUGUGGAAGUAGGCGAGGACAAAAUGGCGAUGGCUGAUGAUCGUGUUGAUUCUUUCUACUUACCACCAGAAACGCAAAACGUCGUCAAGAUUUACCCCGAAGGUACCGUUGUAUCGUACGAUGGUAAAGCAGUGCUCGAUGUUUCGUUGUUGAAUUCUCCCAGUAACGUACGGCAGGAAGCCGUUAAACCAGUGUCGAAAACGGAACAGUUUAUUCGGGAUAAUCCUCAAUUUGGACCGUUCCGCGGAGAUAUUCCACCCAUCUCCGAUUACGUAGCACCGGAUCUACAUCCGAUUUACGGUAUGCAUGGAGCGAAUCCGGUGCAACCUCCUGUUUCCGAAUAUGCCAACCCUUUGGUCCCCGGUGGAAUAAAUGCACAGGAUAGCAGCAAAGAUCUGAGCGUGAAACCGAUCUCCACGAAACUGUCGAUUAUAAAACCGGUUGAAGAACAGCCUGAACCGUCCCGAAAGAAACGUGACGCCCACCAUCAUCCGGAUCACAAUGGGGACGAGCUUGAGGAUGGCGGAAAUCAGCAGCAAAAAACUAGCGGUGCUUCUGUGGUAGCUAUCAUAAAAUUUCUACUAUGUAUCGUUACUCCUCUAACACUCUUCCGAAGAUCGCUUUGAACGUUUUUUGAAGGCGUAUCUUUAUCUACAUUGUUACGGUUUAAGUAUUAUUAGAUAAGUUUUAUUUAAUGCAAAAAUGCGAUAGUUUCAAAAAUGAACGGAAAUUACACUGUACAUAAUCGGACAAACCCCUGACACGGUUUUCCACCUAGAUCUUAA
Messenger RNA from Malaya genurostris, 4551 nucleotides. RefSeq names its product protein Skeletor, isoforms B/C (gene Skeletor). The record is from RefSeq and is a predicted model, not a curated record. The transcript is spliced from 8 exons. NCBI's taxonomy places the organism in Eukaryota, Metazoa, Arthropoda, Insecta, Diptera, Culicidae. The coding region runs from base 487 to 4392 and encodes 1301 amino acids.